UGUUGUUGUACUAGUGGCAAAAAGUCAUGUUGAGAUCUGAUUUCCGCUCAAGAGUACUAGAGUAAUUUCGCUAGAAGUAGAAUUAGAAGUACAGUUUGUUCGUUUGUUCAUCAACAGCAAUCGAUUUUUGAGUACAGUAGUUUCGAUAAAAGCAACACAAUUCGCGUCUAGUUGUGACGGUGCGUUAAUCGCGACAGAUUGAUAAACAGCUAGAAACAAGGAUUUAUGAAACAGGUGAAGUUGGCAAACAAGCGACAGUUGUCUUUAUUCAGCAGAAUGACGUGGAAGCUACGAUCCCGCUAUGAAUUCUCCCUGGCCCCCUCCCCAGGACUGUAGCUGUACGUCGACGACAAAGGACGAGCGGCGACCGACAACAUUAUUACAUGAUGAGCGACCCCCUGGACCACGUUGAGGCAGCAGCGGUCGCCCCCCCGGAGGGGUCGCAAGGUCAACAAAUUCAUCCGGGUGCGGCAGUUCUACACCCAGACGAAAUUGCUGCUGCCGUGGUUGUAUCAAGUGCAAAAAUGUCUGGGUCUGGAAGAAUGCAUGUUUGUCAUGCUUGUCUGGCAUGACUCUUAAAUCUGUCAUGCACUUUUACCCAACAGCUCCAUUUUUCUGUGAUGCAGAAACGCAGUUCGUCAUGCAGAAUAGGCAACACCUAGAAGCUCAGAUGAAACUUGUCAUGCUAAGCCAGCACUUGUAGUUGCCUCAUCAUGAGACGCCGCCCAGCAUCACAAGUUUCCAGACCCAGACAUUUUUGCAAUUCAUAGGUUGCUGAUGUGGAGUCCGACACUGAGUCGACGACGAGCUCCGUCUAUGCAAAGAAAAAAGUGUUACAGUACGUAUACACAUUGUGUAGUUCUUGCAAGACCGGUAAGACAGUAAACCUUUGUCAUGCACGAACUGCUUUCGAAUUCGAGGCUUGUUUCAUAUUCACGCGUGUUCUUUUACCAUCUCUGAAUGGCAAGUUUUCUCUGUCAUGCAGAGAUGAAAAUUUGUGUCUCUACUGCAUGUUGUAAUUACAACAAAUGUGUACCUACCUGUAAAUGCACGUUUUUCGCGGGAUACUGUCGUGGACCAAAAUUCCCUACAAGUGGAUAUGAACUGCAAAAGUAUCGUACUCGUAUAAAUGCAAUACAAAUUUUCCCAGCAUGAGAAAUGAAAUUUGUAAUGCUGAUUUACCUUAAAAGAAGGAUUUGUAAUGCAAGACUUGCAUUUAUACGAAUACGAUACUUUUGCACAGGAUAGUGGACCACCACCAACAACUUCAUGUCCCCAUUAUCAAAUGCAAAAAUGUUUGGGUCUGGAAACUUGUGAUGCUGAACUGCGCAUGAUUGAAGCGCUUCCAAUGGCAGCCAAGCAUGACAAGUUUUUGAGAGGCCUGCUGAUGCCUAGCACGCAUUACAAAUUGCGUUUUUGCAUGACAAAGAAAGCCUCUGUUUUGCUGCUCAUGCAACACAGAUUUUCCACGAAUGCAUGACACGCAUUACAAGUUCCACUUUUCCAGACCCAGACAUUUUUACAUUUGAUACCCAUUCUCGGUGGCGUACAAGGCAACAGCCACUCUCUCAACGACACACUGGCGCAGUCCCGCAUCGACACGGCGCGAUUGCUGGGAAGCCGCGGCUUCGUGUUCCCCCCAGCACCAGGAACAUCAAAUGGGGCAACUGCCAACGUGGUGGACGCAGGACCCGGAGGCGCAAAUUUGGCCGGGAAUGGCGGGUCCGGGGCACCCACGCCGUUUGGGGCCAACGAUUAUCGUUUUUUCGCGAAUAAUUCCGCAAUGACCCACCUAUUACCGGAGCACAUUGAGGACGAUUUUUUGCGGUUGCAGGCUAUGCGAAGAAAAAUCUGUUUCACUGUGGUGAUUUUGCAAGAUCUGCAUCACAACUUUGUUACACAUGACAAAGAAAUAAACUUGGCAUGCGUGCUUCCUAAAAAGGGAAAUAAACACAACUAGAAAUAGAAUGUGUUUCAUGUGUAGCAAGACAAACACAUUUGCGUUGCGUUCUAUCAUGCAUCACGAAGUUUACAGUGAAACAGUUUUUUCUUCCCGCGAUACAGGCGGAACAGAAAAUUUUAGAGACCGUGAUGCGCGAGAACAGGCGGCUUGAGGACGAAAUGCUGUUCUAUCGGGACAGAACCAAGGAUCUACUGGAACGGGAGAAAACGUAUGUUAAUGUGAUUCUGUUUCCACCUUUGAGAAGGUUCAAAGACCAAGCUUUGAAUUUCGCUUAUAUGGUGCUGAUGCUGUGCUGCUGUGUAAGACAGGACAUGUCAUGUUGUCUCGCAUCGUGGUCCACCAACCGCGCGACAACGACAAACACACAUGACGAAAUAAAUCAGGCUUCGCAUUUCCCAGAUGGAAAACCAAUCGAAGGCGGAAGCGCUGGAAUCGUCCCGGGACCAGGUGUAUCCAAUGUAAAUAUCGUCCUUGAAUCUAGUCGGGAAACUUGUAAAGUGCUCAGUUGCAAGCCCAGCAUGAGAAAUUUAAUAUUCGCGCGGCUUCAAACAUAUUCUUGUUUUGCUUUCCGCAUAUGAAACUGCGUUUUUGCAUGACAAGAAAACGGUCAACAUCCCUUCUUGGACACGCAACACAAACUCUUCAGUCAUGCGAGACACACACGCCAGCGUGAGUACAAACAUUUUAUCCUUCGAGACCACCCAGAUCGGUAUUUGCAAUGCAUAAGGUUGCCGACAACUACGGCAAAAAGCUCUUCAAGCUGGAGCGGCAUUAUCAAAUGCAAAUAUGUCUGGGUCUGGAAAAGUGCAACGUUUGUCAUGCACGUUUUGCAUGACGCGUGAGGUCUGUGAUGCAUGCCCUAGCAUCACAGAUUCUGUGAGAUCUUUUCCAUGCCUUUUCCGCAUGGAUGAGAAACUGCCUCUCGGCCUUCUUAAAAAUAAAAGUGAACAGCUUUAUUGGUAAUCACGCAACACAGAUUUUUGCAUGCUUCAGAUUUAGCAUGACAAGUUGUACUCUUCCAGACCCAGACACUUUUACACUUGAUAGGCAUUUGGCGAAGACGAAAUUCGAAAACAAGCAACUGAAAACCGAGAUGGUAAUUGCGCAACAGCAUGUGUUAUCCUGUGCAAAAGUAUCGCACUCGUAUACGUAUUGCAAUCAUGCAUUAUCUUGAGGUAGAUCAGCAUUUUACAAAUUUCAUUUCUCACGCUGAGGAAAUUUGUAAAUGCAUUUAUACGAGUGCGAUACCUUUGCAGUGGAUACGUGUAUGAGCAGCAGGAGUUUUUUGAAAAGCACAUGACCAGCAUGGAGGAGGCGCAGGAAAGAGAAAGCAAGGACAAGAAAUAUCCUAAGCAAAAACGUCCCCACCCCAUAGUCAAGUUGGGAAUCUAGCAACACAAAUCUCCAAGCUUUGGGGACUGUACAUGACAAGUUUCCCUCUGCAGUGUAGUUCUGAUUGGCAAGAUGAGCCGCAUGAGAAAGCCACUUUCACAUCCUGUUUACAGCAUUACAAAUUCCAAAACACGAUUGGAAAUCGCUCUCGUGGACGAGCUGCGCAUUCCAAAUGUUCCUGUUACUGCGCAUUUGCAUGACAACUCUGGUGUGGGGACGUUUUUACUCAGGACAAAAAACUUCUGAAGGAGCAAGCGGAGAAGGCGGAGCAAGAAAAGCAGAAGCUCGACGCGGAAAAACAAGUUCUCUCCACUGACCUCGUUCUGAUCGACAAGAAAAAGAAGGAGGAAAUCCUAGCGAUGAAAAAGGACUGCGUAUCAAAGUGAAAAUUCCCCACCCCAUAUUCAAAAGACAACUUGUGUUGCUGGAUUUCUGUACACAAAUGAACUUUGUACUGCAGCAAGAGCUUGCGCUUGUCGGCAUAUUCUAUCUGAGCCCAUUUGGGUACGCAUCCGGCAAGCAGCUGAGCAUGCGAAACAAGUCUGACAUGGGCGAAAUCGCAUGACAGACUCGCUGCACAAUGCGCCGCAUGGGUGCCGUUUGCCUUGUACGCAAGACAAAGCUGAUUCGUGGUCACAAAUCAGCAUCACAAAUUUCCUUUUCGAUAUGGGCAGGGGGGAUUUUUCCUUACGAUACUGCGAGGACCGGCUAGAGACCUUGACCAAGGAACUCACCGCCGAAAAGACGGCAGAGCUCGAAACCCUGAAAGCAGAACUCACAUUAUGCUAUGUAAAAACGUCGCCACGAACCCAUAGUCAAGUUGGGGAAUCGGCUAGACAAAUCCACAAGUUUUGGCUGUUUUGCAUGACAGAUUUGGAGUCGUAGUGUAGUGCUAUUUGCGGUAGUUUAGCAGCGUCACAGAUCUGGGCCAUCAUACUGAUUGGAGCAUGACAAAUUCCAAAACACGACUAGAAAGCGCUUCGCAUGGGGCUCCGGAUGAGAAACAUGCUUAGCAUGCAGAUUUGCAUCGCAACUACCAACUAUGGGAUGGCGACGUUUUUAAAUACGAUACAUACACAAACUCGCAGAAGAGACCACUCGAGCGGAAGCGCAGCUCGCGGAGGCGGAGCAGGCACACGCGGCCCACCUCGAGAAGUUGACAACGGAACACGAGCAAGCCAAGCAGGAGGGGAUCGAAGCAGCGCAGGCGCAGUGCGAGGAGCGGUUGGCCGGGGAAAGGGAGGUAUUCAGAAGAGAAAAGGAGAAACUGCAAGAAGACCUGAUCGAGGAAAAACAGAACGCAGACAUAAAAAUCAACGCACUGCAAGUGGAACUGACCGAGAAGAAUCAGAAUUUUGACCAAGCGUCCAUCGAAGUCGAGCAACAGAUGCUACAGUUCCAAGAAUAUUAAAUGCAACAGCAUCGUACUAGUAUACUACAAAUCGCAUGACAAAUCUCCUCAGCAUGAGAAAUAGAAUUUUGUAAUGCGGACUCAACUUGAGAAAGAAACUUGUAAUGCAUGAAUGCGAUUAGAAGUACGACUACGAUACUUUUGCACAGGAUAAAGAACAGGUGCAGCAGUUGCAGGACGAGAAGCAGUUUUUGCAAACGGACUUUGACCAGUUGAAGUUAGACUUGGAAAAAGUAGCAAAUGCAAAAAUGUCUGGGUCUGGGAGAUUGCGAUAUAUGUCAUGCCAGUCUGGCAUGACUCUGAACUCUGUGUUGCAUGGCCGCGAAGAGCUCCGCCUCCCUGUCAUGCAAAAACGCAGUUUGUCAUGCGGAAUAAUACGCAACUCAGAACCAUGAAACAAAUUUGUCAUGCUUGGCAGCGCAUCACAGUGAAUUCACUAUUCCCUUUCUUGCGUCACAAGUUUCCAGACCCAGAUCGAUAUUUGCAAUGCAUAGAAAGCCGAGUCCGACAAUGCGCAGGAAAAGAUUCUGUUGGAGAACGAGUUUGAGCAAAAGCUGGAGCGGUCCCUGGGCGAGGAGCGGAAAAAGCUGGAACAAAAGGUAUGACCUGCUCAAACGUUACAAUCUCAAACGUUACAAUAGAAUCUGGAUUUUGUCUUGCAUGAAGAGCAUGAGGAACGUAUGUGGAGUUGCGCCUUUCGCAAUACAAAUUUUGCCGGAUAUCGAUGGGGUUUUAGGUGCCGAAACUUGUUGUAAUGCGCAAACCUAUGGGAAUACGGUAGAUCAUGCACUUCCUGCAUCACAGAUUUCCAUAUUCUAUUCGUAACGUUUGAGAUUGUAACAGCUGAGCAAGUUAUAAAAGGUAAGCCAGAUUGAGUCGGAGUUCAUGCAGCAGUUUGAGAUGAAAGAGCAUAUGAACUGCAAAAGUAUCGUACUCGUAUAAACGCAUUACAAAUUUCCUGAGCAUGAGAAAUCAAAUUUGUAAUGCGGAUAUACGUUUAGAAAAAAAUUUGUAAUGCAUGAUUGCAAUUACUACGAGUGCGAUACUUUUGCACAGGAUAGAGCAGGAAGCGCUGGACCUGCAGAAGGAGCUGGAUUUGGUCAACAAGGAGUGCAACGAGCUGAAGGAAAAGGUCGAUAGCAUGGAGGUCGACAAAACGAAAGAGUUCACCCAUAUGGAAGUGUCAGGAUUGAAAUCGUCAAAGUUGAAAAGAUUUGUAAUGCAUAAAACCGAUACCAGAUGGAAGCCCACUUAUCAAGCGCCGCGUGACAAAUUUUCCGAGCACGGGAAUCAAUCCAAGUUUUCAUGCUGUUUCGGCACAGGAGACAGCUUUUGUCAUGCUACUUUAGCAGCUCUGUCCCAAACCCUAGACAGGCUCACAAUCGGCCUCACUUGCCAUCCCUGCAACACAGGCACCUCAUGCUUUGCAUUUUAUGCAUUGCAAGUUAUUUCAACUUUGUUGAUUUCAAACCUGACGCUUCCAUAGCCCAGGAAGACCUCGAAAAGCGGAUCGCGGAGGAAAAAGAACAGUGGGAAAUUAUCCCGAGCAAAAACGUCUCCACCCCAUACCCAUUUUGUGAAAAUAGCGAAGUUUCUCUGUGCUUUAUUUUGGUCUUUUCCAGUACAUAAACAAACACAAAGUCAAGAUAGGGAAUCUUCUGUUAGACAAAUCCGCAAGUUUUGGCUGUCGCGCAUGACAAGUUUGGGCUCGUAGUGUUAGUCGUAGUCCUAUUGUGAUUUAGCUAGUGCAACCGCGUCACAACUCGGUCACCUUAUUCUGAUUCCAGCAUGACAAAGUCCCUAAUAGCAUUAGAGAAUAGUCCUCAUGGGGCUGCGCACGAGAAAUGUUUUAGACUUGCAAACUUGCAUGACAACUCUGGGAUGGGGACGUUUUUCCACAGGAUAGAAAUGAGUCGGGCCAUGGAGGACCAGGCGAAGCGGGACAACCUCGAGCACCUGGAACUGAAGCACAGCGGCGAGAUUCACCAGCUGCAGCAAGAAUUGCAGCGCGCGAAGGAGUAUCAAAUGCAAACCAUGUCUGGGUCUGGAAGGAUGCAGAGUUCUUUGUCAUGCUUCGAUCUGGCAUGACUGAGGAGUAUGGUGAUGCGUGUCCCAAGAAGAGACCCAUGCUCGUGCCAUGCAAAAAGAAACGCAGUUUGUCAUGCGGAAGCCGGAACAUAUAGGCACGAAAAUUGUACUUCCCAUGCGUGGCUGUGCAUUACAGAGCACUCACUAAUAUUUCCAACUCAGCAUUACAAGUUUCCAGACCCAGACAUAGAUAUUUGCAAUGCAUAAGGAGGAAGGGGCCGCGAAAGUGUCGCAGUUGGAGCAGCAAUAUCCUGUGCAAAAGUAUCGUACUCGUAUAUAGUGCAAGCCUUGCAUGACAAAUCUUUUUCUUAAGGUAAAUCCACAUUACAAAUUUUAUUUCUCAUGCUGAAAAUUUGUAAUGCAUUUGUACGAGUGCGAUACUUUUGCAAUUCAUAAGCAACUCGAUUCCCUGCGCCACGAGCGGGAAGCGCAGGAGAGGGCGUGGCAAGCGGAUGCCCAAGCGUCGCUCGAGCGAGAGGUGGCUGCGGAAGUUGCGAAGGUGAAUCAACAGCACGAGGAACUCCUCACACGAACUCUGGCCGAAGAACGAGAGCAGACGCAGCAGCGCGUCACCGCCUAUGCAUUGCAAGAGUAUCGUACUCGUAUAAAUGCAUUACAAAUUUCCUCAGCAUGAGAAAGAAAAUUUGUAGUGCUCAUGUACGCUAAGGAAACGCAUGAUUGCAAUACGAGUCCGAUACUUUUGCACAGGAUACCGCCGAGCUGACGGAAAAACUCGACGCAGAGCUAAACGAGAAGCAGCAGCAGCUGACGCUAUCGCACGAAAAAAGUGUUACAGUUACACAUUGUGUUGCAAGACCGGCAACACAGACAACCUUUCUCAUGCAGGAAAUGCUUGGGAAUGGGAGCCUCGUUUCCUUCCUGUUUUCCCUUAUGAUCUUCGCAUUACAAGUUUUCUCUGCCACACAGAGAAAAUUUGUGAUGCAGAAACUCCAACAAAUGUGUGACUGUAACACUUUUUUCUCAUGAUAGACGCAGGCAGUGCAGUACUACGAACUGGCCUACAACCAGAAUCUUAUCAAAUGUAAAAAUGUCUGGGUCUGGAAAGUUGGAACUUGUGAUGCUAACUUUGGACUCUAAAAAAAUCUGUAUUGCAUGACCAGCAAGAGGAGCCACAUUUGUGCUACGCGAGGAGGGCAUUUGUCAUGCGGAAAUGGCAUCAGGAAGCUUUCCAAAAAUCUGUGAUGCUGGGUCAUGCAUUACAAGCAUCAUGGGCCAUGCCAGACAAGCAUGACAAGCCUUCCAUUCUUCCAGACCCAGACAUUUUUACACUUGAUAAAUCUGGAGCUGCAGCAAAAGCUGCAGGAAGCGACGGAGGGUUCGGAAAAGCAAAAAUUGGAUACGGAAACAACGGUGCGCGAACUGACAGCACAGUGCGAGCGGGAGAAGCAGGACUUGGAAGUAUUACAAUGAAAAAUGCCCCCGCCCCCGAACUUGGGAGGAUUUGUAUUGCAAACCUUUCCAAAUGAAACAUUCGCCCUCUUGCAUCUAUCAGCAUCACAGGUUUCCAAUCGUGAAUAGCAAAAAUUUGUCUUGCAAAAGAUCCCAGCAAGAGCGGCGCCUGUCAUGGAAGCGAUGCGAUACACACCUAGACUCUGCAUCAGAAAGAUUCAUACUCCUUUCAUGCAUGACAAAACGUUUUUAUUUGGAAACUUCGCAUCACAAAUUUUUGCAAUUUCAGGGGUGGGGGCGGGCAUUUUUCAUUGUAAUAGGAAGCAAGGCUGCGGCACGAGCUGGGGGAGAAACACGCCGAGCAGCUCGAAAAACAUACCAAAUGCAAAAAUGUCUGGGUCUGGAAACUUGUAAUGCUAAACGUGAAUGGAAGACGCACUGCAGUGCGCAGCUAUGCAUGACAACUUUUUUGGCUGCCAUGUCUUACGUAUUACGCAUGGCAAACUGCGUUUUUGCAUGACAGGCAAGAGGGCCUUUUCGCGCCUAUGCAACACAGAUUCUCGAGCCAUGCCAGACAAGCAUGACAAACUUCCAUUCUUCCAGACCCAGACAUAUUUCCAUUUGAUAAAACAGGCCCAGGAACAACAAAUCGCCCUCCAAGAACAGCAACGGCGUGAUGCGGAAGCAACGAGGGCUAGUGCCACGACUCUAACUCCCGAGCAGCGACAGGAGCUGGAGGCGGAGCUGCGUGCGGACUUUGAACAGCGCACAGACGCUAUUCGGGCCGAAGAGAGGGAACGGGUCGAAAAAGAAGUCGAAGCGAGGGUGCGCGAGGAAGUGGAAAAUAGUACAAUGCGGACGCGGCAGGCCGAAGAGCUUGAGGCACUACAGCAGAAGUUGCACCAUGCGGAGCACAUGCAGCACAUGCUGGAAGGCGAAAAGCACGAGUUGUUGGAGAAAUUUGAACGACAAAACGCGGAAAGCCUGUCACCCAACAGCAAGCAGGAAUCUUUGUUGCAAACUCUGCAGCAGCAGUUCGACCAGGAGAAGGACGAGCUGCUGAAGCAGGCACAGUAUCCUGUGCAAAAGUAUCUGGUACUCGUAUUGCAAUCAUGCAUAUACAAAUCUUGGUCUUAAGGUAAAUCAGCAUUACAAAUUUUAUUUCGCAUGCUGAGGGAAUCUGUCGUGCGAUUUCUACUAGUACGAUACUUUUGCAAUGCAUACGCAGCGGGACUUGCUCGUGAGGGAAGAAGAAUGCGAGAAGAAACUCGAGGACCUCCGACGGCAAUUUUCGGAGGAAAUGAGUGCGAUAACCAAAAAUGCUGGCCAGCAGCAGGACGCUGACCGCCUCGCGGACAACCAAGAAACCUUGGCCAGGGUUCAAAGAGAAAACGCCGUCUUGGUGGAGCAGAAGGAACAGCUCGAGACCGCGUUGCGCGACCUGGAAGGCUCCGCCGAGGCUAGAAUUGCGGCCGUCGAGAAGGAAAAAGAGGAAGCGAUUCGGGUCGCGAAAAACCGGAGCCCGGCACGGGAUGAAAGUGGUGCCUCGGCCGGUAUCGCAAGGAAAAACCUUCCCUCCCCAUACUCAACCGGAGAUUUGUGUAGCAUGAUUUGUGACCACAAAUCCUUUUGUCAUGCUAGAGGGGAAGAGAUGCGUACUGUAGUGCUAGCAUGCGUAGGAAAGCCUAGCGUCUUCAGCAUGACAGGAAGCAACCGGAAACGGGAAACAGCAUGACCAAUUGCCUACAAACGAGGGAGCAACUGCGUCUCUUGGCCUUUUAGCAAUACAAGUCGAUAUGUGUACUCAACUACAGCAACACAAAAUUUGUUUUCGAUAUCGGGAGGGGGGAUUUUUCCUCACAAUAGCCGGACUGGCUGCUGCUUCUAGCAGCACUUCCAACCCCUCCGUUAUUGCGCAAUUGGAGCAGCAGCUGCAGGAGCAAGAGCAGGAGAAUAUGCAUUGCAAAUAUCGAUCUGGGUCUGGAAGAUUAAAACUUGUCAUGCUAAAAUUUGAACGAUGCAAAAAUCUGUGUUGCGUAAGUACCAAAAGCUGUCCGGUUUUGACCAAGUCGAGAGGGAGUUUCUGACGCAGGAAAGGCAGGAUAGAAACCUCAAAGAAUCUGUCAUGCUGGAUCUCGCAUUCCAGACAUCAUGGGCCAUGGAAAACCUGCAUGACAAGUCUUGCAACGUUCCAGACAUCCAGGGAUAAUAUUUGCUUUUGAUAGAGAACCAGAAGCUGCGAACUGCAGCGAAAACGCUAUUGGAUAUCAAAGUGAAAAAAGCCCCCGCCACAUAUUGAAAAGAUAAUUUGUGUUGCUGGAUUUGUGUACACAAAGGAACUCUGUAUUGCAGCAAGAGCUUGUCUGCAUAUUCUAAGCCCAUUUGGGUACUACACAUCCCGCUAGUAGCUGAGCAUGCGAAACAAGUCUGACAUAGGCGAAAACGCAUGACAGACUCGCGGCACAAUGCGCCACAUGGUUGCCGUUUGCCUAAUGUACGCAAGACAAACCUGAUCUGUGGUCACAAAUCAGCAUCAGAAAUUUCCUUUUCGAUAUGGGGAGGGGGGAUUUUUCCUCGCGAUAUUGGAGGAGAACGACGAGCUGAAAGAGCGGGAGCUUCCCGACAACGAACAGAUCCAAAAGCUGUACCAUCGCAACAAAUCAAAGCAGGAGGAGAUCGAACUGCUUCGGCUCACGAUCCAGACCAAAGAAGAGGCCCUGCAAUUAACGCUGGAAGAAACGACAAAGUUGCAGUAUGCCUCGCUCAGACCGAUUUUAUAAAAAUCUCAACUGUUGUUCCAUACAUAGAAUCUGGAUUUUGUCAUCUCGCAUGAGCAGCAUGAGUACUAAACAUAUUAGAGAGUCACGACCACCUUGCGCUCAUUUAUUCCGCAAUACAAAUUCAUUGAGCCGAAUAUUUUUAUCCGGCAGUUCUUUGGAGCCCUCGAGCUUGUCAUGCGCAAUUACUUAUCCUGUGCUGGCGGUAGGCUAGAUCGCGCGCUUCUAUUAUUUUGCAUCUUCACAGACCUCCACUUCUAUGUCUAGAUAGUCUGUAACGUUCGAGAAGAUUGUUGUAACAUCACUUCUGAGCAGGGUAUAUGCAACCGAAGCUCGAGGAGCUGGAAACCGAGAAGAAAACGAACGAGGCGAAAAUCGCGCAACUGCGACGCGUAUGCAUUGCAAAUAUGUCUGAGUCUGGAAGGGUGGAACUUGUCCUGCUAAAUCCGAAUCAUGCAAAAAUCUGUGUUGCAUGAGUGCCAAAAGCUGUCCACUGUCAACCAAGUUGGGAGGGAGUUUCUCAUGCAGGAUAGGCAUGACAAAGCGAAAGACCUCACAGAGUCUGUGUCAUGCUAGGUCCCGCAUUCCAGACGAGGCCUCAUUGGUCAUGGAAAACCUGCAUGACAAGUUUAGACUCUUCCAGACCGAGACACAUUUGCAUUUCAUAACGCGAGUACGCAGAUCUGCUGGAGUCUGUAUCCAGUGCAAAAGUUGUAUCGUGCUCGUACUCAACAUUGCAUUCAUGCAUUACAAAUCUAGUUGUUACAGUAAUAAAUCCGCAUUACAAAUUCCAAUCUGUAAUGCUGAGCCAAUUUGUAUUGCGGUGAAAGAAUACUAGUACGAUAGUACUUCUGCAAAUCAUAGUCUGUGCAAGGAAGCAACACGACCUCGACGGACGGAGGACAGACUGCACAGCAGGGUGGUACUAUAGUGAGUAUCAAAGUAUGUGUGUGCAAUGAAGCACUUCUAUAGAUACUCUUUGUGAUGACGACGGGUUACAUGGUGGAAGAGAAUGAAUAUCGAUAUUUAUUAUUUUGCAACGAAAUUCCGACUACGUUUUUAAUAUUUUAUUAUCGAAAUAAAAAUCCAGACCUCGUCCAGGAGACGCUGGCGUUUCAACUCCGCAACAAGUCUAUCAAAUGUAAAAAUGUCUGGGUCUGGAAGAAUGCAACUUGUGAUGCUAAAUCUGAAGCAUGCAAAAAUCUGUGUUGCAUGAUUACCAAAAGUCGUCCAGUUUUGACCAAGUCGGGCGGGAGUUUCUCAUGCAGGAUAGGCACGAUAGAGAUCGCACAGAAUCUGUCAUGCUAGAUGCUGUAUUCCAGACCUCGUGGGUCAUGGAAAACCUGCACUACAAAUCGCGCACUCUUCCAGACCCAGACAUUUUUGGAUUUGAUAAAGUCCAAGGAACUCGAGCACAUGGAAAAACUGAACAAGAACACGAUCGACAAGCAGUAUAUGCAUUGCAAACAUCGAUCUGGGUCUGGAAGGUAGUUGCUCCUGCCCCUGCUCAGUACAACGCAGAAUGUGUACUAUCUCACCCCUCACCAUUGUGAAGGAUGGAGAUUGAUGCAAGUCCUGGGUGGAGCAAUGCAUAGGUUGUGAAGGAUGCAGGUGCAUAGCGCUGCCUCCUUGUUUUGUCGUGCACCACAAACUGGAAUUUUAGCUCACGCACGACUUGCAGUUGCACAGCCGCUCGGAGUAAAUUAUUUUUCACGCGUGGCUGCGUCCUGAAGUCAGCUUUUCAUGUAAGAACAGCAUCACAAGUUUCCAGACCAGAGACAGAGAGUUUAUUGCAGUGGAUACAGUAUGUAACGAACAUUCUGCUGAAAUUCAUUAACGCCGACCCGGAUACGGACACCGAGACGCGUAUGGAAGCGUCAGGAUUGAAAUCAUCAAAGUUGAAAUAAGUAGUUUGUGAUGCAUAAAAUGCUAGACGCAAAGUGCCUUUCUUGCCGAGCAGGCAACUGAGGCCGAUUAUAAGCCUGCGUGGGGUCGUCGUGUGAGAUAAAGCUGCUAAAAUAGCAUGACAAAAGCAGUCUUCUCUGCUCAAACAGCAUGACAAACUGGAUUUCCAUGCUGCCUUUUUUUUGUCAUGCGCCACUUGCAAACUGGGCUCCAGCUGGUAUCGCUUUUUUGCAUUACAGAGUAUUUCAACUUUGACGAUUUCGAUCCUGACACCCUGAUAACGGGACUGGAGAUGGGCCGUUUGCUAGCGGAGUCGUUGGAUUGGGACCGGGCAAAGUUCGCAAACCUGCUAAAGGUAUGCAAAAAAAAAAUUGUUUCACUGUGAACUUGUGAUGCAGAAAUAAAUGGAACACAGAACUAUUUGUCUUGCUACACGACCUGCAUAGAGCAUUGGAGUUUCAAGUGUGUUUUUCCCUAUGGGAAAUGCGCGCAAGGUAGGUCUUCAGUGUCAUGUGUAACAAACUUGUGAUGCAGAUCUUGCAAAAGCAUCACGUUGAAACAGUUUUUUCGUACGAUAAGAGGCGACGGGGUCCUACUGA
Molecule: messenger RNA, 13545 nt
Organism: Amoebophrya sp. A120
Lineage: Eukaryota; Dinophyceae; Syndiniales; Amoebophryaceae
Source: the annotation of a GenBank genome assembly